Leptosia nina is the source of this 1326-nucleotide messenger RNA. NCBI's taxonomy places the organism in Eukaryota, Metazoa, Arthropoda, Insecta, Lepidoptera, Pieridae. The record is from the annotation of a GenBank genome assembly.
AUGUUGGCUAAACGAAAACGGGUCAUGUUAACGCUAAAAGACAAGGUGGAUAUUAUCGAGUGUCUUCAGAACGGCGUAAAAGGUUGUGAGUUAGCGUCUAGGUACAACGUCGGCGCGUCCACGAUUUCGGAUAUCAAAACGAAUAGUGAUAGCAUUUUGGCUUACGCGAAUAGUGAUGUGACGUUGGAAAAGAAAACAAUGAAACAACCGAACACAGAACGGGUGGACGACAGCCUGUACGAUUGGUAUGCUGAUAGGCAGGCCAGCGGGAAAUAUACGUCGCGGAAGAUGCUCUUUGAACAGGCUGCCAAGUUAAGCAAGGAGAUAUUGAAGAAGCCGUUUGUCCCUCAUAAGGCUUGGCUCUCUCGGUUUAAGGCUAAAUACGAUAUCGACGCAGACGUAUAUUACGAAGAUCAAACAGAUAGUGAGGAGGAGGAUCAGAACAUACUAGAGAACGACAGUGAACUAUGGGGUUUCUUCGACAAGGAGCCGACGAACAGAGCCAAGUGUUCCAUGUGUGGUGUUAUCCUGAAACGAGACUCAGACACACUGUACAAACAUCUAAAAGAGAAACACUCGAAGAUUUCUGAGAACCUGGAAUUCAAAGAUGCCGAUGAGAGCUACACCGAAGUCAUCUACCUGGAAGAGCCAGUCGAGGAACAGGAAGACAGGAAACCCAGGGUGCUAUCUGAGGUCCAGCUGCAAGCCAAAAAGCCCCUUAAGCGAAAACAGAGCACAAGGGAAUCCAUCAAGCCGACAACACCACAACCAGAUAAACCAGAUAGUGAAAUUGAUAAUUUUGGACAGUACAUCACCGGGUUGCUCCGGGGCAUCCCAAAGAAGGCCUGCAGCAAGUUGCAAAUGGAUAUAGUGUCCAUGAUAAUGAAUACGAAGCUGAACAUGGAACCGACACCUCCAGAUAUUAAUAUAAAUGAUAGGAAUAUACCGGAGCAAACGGGAGAGAAGGAACAAGAAGAGAACCAAGAAAACCAAGAGUCCUUCGAAGUGCCAAUCGCCAGUAACGACGAAGCCGAAACGGACGCGAGCAAAUCGGAGCCGACCCCAAAACGACCAAAGCGCAGAUUCAGCUACCGCGAAGAGUACACUUGUGACGUCAACGACAGGGACGAGAGGGAGGUGGAGAACUUUGGGAAAUACGUCACUUGCCUACUGAAAACGAUUACGCACAAAGACAUCGGGACCAAGCUACAAAUGGACAUCGUGAAUUUGAUUAUGACCGCUCGCCUACAGUUUUUACAGAAGAACUCACCGAUACUGACGAUAAAUGGGACUAUAGAACUACAGAAUAGGGAGCCGGCGGCCUAG